This is a messenger RNA of Salmo salar (Atlantic salmon), 714 nucleotides long. The record is from RefSeq and is a predicted model, not a curated record. NCBI's taxonomy places the organism in Eukaryota, Metazoa, Chordata, Actinopteri, Salmoniformes, Salmonidae.
GUCUUGAAGUCAGCAUGGACAUGAAUUUGUCAGCGCGUUGGGCUUUGGUUCUUUUUCUGUUGGCAUUUGUAGAUUUGAAAAUAGUCUCUGCUACAGACAAGCCUGGAGUGUGCCCUCGAUGGGGCAUAGGGAUAUGUGUAGAGUCAUGUUCCAAUGACAGUGACUGCCCCAAUGAUGAAAAAUGCUGCUUCAAUGGAUGUGGUCAUGUCUGCAUUGCACCUUACACAGACAAGCCUGGAGUGUGCCCUCGUAGACGAUGGGGCAUGGGGAUAUGUGCAGAGUUAUGUUCCAAUGACAGUGACUGCCCCAAUGAUGAAAAAUGCUGCCACAAUGGAUGUGGGCAUGACUGCUUUGCACCUACACAGUGAAGCCCGGUCGCUGUGUCCUGCCCAAGGGGACCUACAUGUGUGCCGAGUACUGUUACAAAGAUGGCCAGUGCCCCGAGGAACAGAAGUGUUUCCGGAAAUGUUGAUUCUACGCCUGCAGUGAGCCAUUGAAGCUUUAUUGGAAAUUCUUAUUAGUUAUAAGAAAUAACUAGAAAAUUCUAAUUAUUACAUGUACAAUUAUGUCUAUGAAAACUGAUGACUUUAUGCAAUAAUAAAUAUGAAAAAUAAUCAUAGCUUUUAUGGAAACUGGACAAACUUCAUGGACGCUCUGUGAAUUGACAAACUCACGUGGAUUGCUGAAUUUGAAUAAAACCAGAUUUUGAACACC